Molecule: messenger RNA, 5760 nt
Organism: Stomoxys calcitrans (stable fly)
Lineage: Eukaryota; Metazoa; Arthropoda; Insecta; Diptera; Muscidae
Gene: Sik2
Product: serine/threonine-protein kinase par-1
Exons: 14
Coding region: 616-4944 (1442 amino acids)
Biological process (GO): protein phosphorylation; intracellular signal transduction; microtubule cytoskeleton organization
Cellular component (GO): cytoplasm
Molecular function (GO): tau-protein kinase activity; protein serine/threonine kinase activity; ATP binding
Source: RefSeq, a predicted model, not a curated record
GAAGCAUUUGAAAGUUUCCGAACAUCCUUAACACUUCUUGCAGAAUAGAAAAAUUAUACAUUAAUGGUGUCGACUUAUACGCGACGCGCUGCUUGAAUUUUGGUUUUUCCCAAAGUCUGGAAUGUAUUUCAAUCGUCAAAGAUUUCAACCAUUUCGGCAAAUAAUUAAAAAAUAAAAAAUUUCUGUGAUAUUUUUCUUGUGUGAUAUAUGUAUUUUUGUUCAGAACAACAUAUGUAUCAAAUGGUGUUAAUGUGUGUGUGCCAUAGCCGACAUUGACGACCUCGUUCGAGGCCAAUAUGCAAUGUUCUCGUUAAUAUUGCGGUGGAAAAUUCAUUCAAAGUGUUGUUCGUCUGCACCAGCAGUGGUAGUGAGCGAGGAAGGUUAUUUUCAGCAACAGAAGUCAAGUCGAGUGUCCCUCUAUGUGAAUAGUUCACAGCCCAAAGCUUGGCAUAGUUAUGAAAAAUGCUUUGAAAACAUGCCAAUAGCUUAUAUUUAAUUCAUUUGUGUUGUGUUCCGUUUCGGAAAAUGCAUUUAUUGUGAUUAACUGUUGGUGGAAAAAUGUUAAGUAAAAUGUGGAUUUGAAUAAAAAUAAGAAACGUUUAGUCAACGACAACUAUGGGAGAAAGUGACAACGAAGACAUCAAGACAAAGAAAACUAGCAAUUCGGAAUCAAAGUCGGCAGCCAAGCAACUACAGCAAGAUGAUGAACGCAGUGAUGUCGGUUCUAGAAAUGGUGAUGUCAGUAGGGAUAGGACCAGAAAUCGAAUGUCCUCUUCGUCGUCCUCAUCCACUAUGGGCGGCGGUGGAGGUUCAAGGGAUGAGACCCAUGCGGAAACCACCGAUUCCAAAGAUACUAUAGCUGCCACCAAGCAUUCCGUCGAGGUUAAGACUCAUGCGAGCAUAAUGUCUUCGAAGGAUACUUUAAAAACCAAGGAACCAAUACGUGUUGGAUUCUAUGACAUUGAGAAAACGAUAGGCAAAGGAAACUUUGCUGUGGUGAAAUUGGCCAGACAUCGAAUAACCAAAAAUGAGGUUGCCAUCAAAAUCAUCGAUAAAUCUCAAUUGGAUACCACAAAUUUGCAAAAAGUCUAUCGGGAGGUGGAAAUCAUGAAACGUCUUAACCAUCCACAUAUAAUAAAGUUAUAUCAGGUGAUGGAGACGAAGAAUAUGAUUUAUAUUGUUUCUGAAUACGCCAGCCAGGGGGAGAUAUUUGAUUACAUAGCAAAAUACGGAAGGAUGUCUGAAAAUGCUGCGCGUUUUAAGUUUUGGCAAAUAUUGUCAGCUGUGGAUUACUGUCAUAGAAAAGGAAUUGUCCACAGAGAUCUUAAGGCUGAAAAUCUACUUUUGGACAAUAAUAUGAAUAUAAAAAUAGCAGAUUUUGGAUUUUCUAAUCAUUUUAAAGUGGGCGAACUACUUGCCACCUGGUGUGGUUCGCCACCGUAUGCAGCGCCAGAGGUGUUCGAGGGCAAACAAUAUACAGGGCCUGAAAUUGAUAUUUGGUCCCUAGGCGUGGUGUUAUAUGUGCUGGUAUGCGGAGCAUUGCCAUUUGAUGGUUCAACAUUGCAAAGCCUUAGAGAUCGUGUGCUCUCUGGACGUUUUCGCAUACCAUUUUUUAUGUCAUCAGAAUGUGAACAUCUAAUACGUCGUAUGCUGGUAUUGGAACCCUCACGUCGCUAUACCAUUGAACAAAUCAAAUUACAUCGUUGGAUGUGUCCAGAAAUCUUGGAGCUCUCGAAUAUUGCCAAGUUCAAUGUGAACAUGGACGGCACUACAAACAUCGAACCCAACGAGGACAUAUUGCGCAUUAUGUCCGAAUUUGCUGGCAUACCACCGGAAAAGACUAAAUCAAGUCUAAAAAAGAAUAGCUAUGAUCAUGUUGCUGCCAUUUAUCUACUACUCCAGGAUAGAGUAUACAAUAAGAAAAUACAACAGGAACAGAAGCAUAUGCUCGGAAAUGCCGCUUGCAGUAGCAGUACUGCGUCUGUACCACUGCCAAAACAUACGAGCAUAAGUAAACAGCACACCUUGGCCGGCUCCACCCUAUCGACACUGUCAACGGCUUCAUCGGCGGCGGCGGCGGCCUCAGCUCAUCAAUACUCCUCGAAAUUGUUGUACAAGCAUGGCAAAUCGAAUUCUACCGAACAGCAUCGACUGAGAUCCAGUCAUGUGCUGCAGGAAGAGCAUAAUCAAAUUAUCAAGGAGAACUAUAGCCUUUUGUCGCGUUUAAGCCGCCAAACAUUACUCAGCGAAAGGAGUGCCGUUGGAGGAGCCGCCCACAUGGAACACCUGUUGCAGCCCAAGAUGGCCGAAAGUCAGCUGCGCUAUCACUUGGGCGAAAGGGGAGGUCGCAUGUCUCGCCAAGAUCUAAGUAGCAGCCAGCUACCCAUAGGUUGUUCAUCUUAUAGCAUAGACAAUAAUAAACACUCAAUUUCUAAUCUAAAUUGCCGGGAUAUUGCAGCGUCGAACCAACGACUGAAUGGUGUGCCCACAACGCUGCGCUAUGCCGAUGAUCGCUCGAUGCGCGAGCGGCUGUUUGGGGGCGCUGGCAUGGGCGGAGCUGGCAAUUUCAAUAUCGAAGAAAGUAUCCUAAAACAGAGUUCAGAAGACUGUAGGCUUUUGUUGCAAAAGGCCACUGCCAUAUCCGAAUCCAAAAACAAUAAACACAAAACCAAAACGACUGAAACCAAACAAAAGUCCGACACCAAGCUCAACGAUACCAAGUCUCUGUCAAGCUCAACCAGUUUCGAUUCUUCGCCACAUCUCGAACAAAGUCUUAGCUUUCGUUUCAAAAUGUCUGCAGAGGCCACCAAGCUCUUUCAAACGCUGCAAGAGAGUCCUCUGCCAUUGGAUAGUCCCACAAAUCCUGAUGACCCUGAUAACCCUUCAAGUAUCGUUGUGAAUGCUAGCAACGAGCGCAUGACCCCACACACAACCGAAAAAGAUAAAUCAAAGGCAGCUAACUCAGAAAAUUAUGCUAAUGCCAAUGGCAACGAAAAAUCUACAACGAAAAACUCUAAUAAAAAAGUUUCGGCCCAAUGCAGUUCAAGCACCGAUGAAGGUUGCGAAACGGAUUUAGGAAAUGAUACCAAAGGUAUGAGAAUAAAAACAAAUACUUCACAAUCCUCCAACGAUUUACGAAAUCAACGCAUACAGUCCUAUGCCAGUAGCAGUUCAUCGAGCGGAGUAAUUGGUAGCUAUUCGAAAAGUCUAAGUCAGAAUCUAAGUCGAGCUUCGUCGAAAAGCAAUUGCUCGACAUUUGAGAGCAUUGACUUUAAUCUGGUAACGAGUAUAGACCUGGCGGGUAGUCUGCCAUCGUGUGCAAGUAAUUCAACCAUAGCGGCGGCUGUGUCCGGUACCAGUGGAAGUGCAACACCCGAUCAAUCAUCCGAAUGUUCAUUUUACAAUAGCAAUAAUUCGUGUGUGUAUAUGCCACCCGUAACAAGUACAUCCUCUAUGUUGUCCACCAAGUCAACGCCGUAUUCGGACAAAAGAUCACCGGUGCAUUUUAGGGAAGGACGUAGGGCCAGCGAUGGCCUGGUGGCCCAAGGAAUUGUCAGCUCUUCCGCCGGGCCUCUUCACAAUGGCUCUGCCUAUGGCAGCUAUCGCUAUGACACUCCGCAUAAACGCAACGGCUGGCUUGAGCUACAGCAACUGCAGAGGGAAGCCCAUACCCUUAAGUCCAAAUACAGAUCGAAUCUGCCCAUGGACGAAUUCAACAAUUGUCAAUUUCAGCACAGUCAAUUCUACACCCUGUCCAACAGAAUACCCGCUGUGGAUUUCCACUCAGCAUAUUCAUCGCAUUUGAUGCGUGCCAUGGAGAAUAUGGAAAAUUUCCCCGAAAAGAAUGGCGGCACUCUACAUCCAUCGUUGUACCAUUACUUGAGGGUAGAUGCAGCCAAUGCCUAUCCGGCGGGUUUGCCGCGUCAAGAUCCCAAUGUGAUAUUCAGUCACAUGAAUGCAGCCACCGCAAUGCUGCCCAUGCAAAAGCCGCCCUUGCAACAGCAAUUGUUGCAGCACAGAUUGCUGCAACAGAAACGUCAAUUGUUUCAGAAGCAAUAUGCCUUGGAGGCCCAUUUGGGACGACCACAUCACCUGAUAAGGGAGCACAGCUAUAAGCUUAGUGGUCAUCCGCACAUUAUGACGCCUGCAUCAACGCCAACGCCGCCGCCGCCACCCGCUAUGUCGCCUCACCCCGACGAACUGUUGCAGCUACAAAUGUUUGAACGUAGCGGCAAAAUGCAUCACAACUCAUUGGCCCCUUUGGGUGUUUACAAUCAUCAUCAUAGCCAUCAUCAUCACGGCAUGAACUCCAACUACAUGAAGACAACAUACAUUAAACAACAGUCUGCCGAUGUGGCCGUAUUGCCAGUGGUGGCCCAAGGACGACGUAGUCCCAUUAGCAGGCAUGCCUCCGAAGUGUGGCCAGUGCCGAAUGCAGCCAUAGCUGCUGCUGGUGGUGGUGGCGGUGGCGGUGGCGGCAUGAUGGCUGGAACUCCGACAAUGGUGGAUCACCGAAAAAUGUCACCAGUCAAACUGGAGAAUGGUGUUAGCCGCGGCUCGGCCCCUCCACCACCAUCACCAUCGCCAUCCGUUUUACCACCGCAUGCAUACCAUCCAUCGACAUCGUCAUCAUGUACAACAACAUCAACGUCACUAGCAUCUACAGCAUUAGCACUAUCGUCCCCAUCGACAUCAUCCUCAUCGGGCGCAGCCGCCUCCGCCUCAUCAUCCACCACCACAACCACCACCACCACCAAUCCUUCCACAACCACCGCCACCACCAACUCCUCUUGCUCCCUAGCGAAGUCCUCUGCCUCCAUAUCAUCGGCUUCAUCUGCAUCCUCAUCAUCAAAAAAUUUAUACACACCGAAUUGGCAGACUGUCAUAAAACCGCUUAGCGAAAGUCCCAUACUUGAAAUUGCCGAGCAUUUGGAAUCCGUUUAAGUUCUUGUUAAUUUAUAACCCCUAACUUUCGCUUAUUUACUCUAACAACGAGGCAUACAUACAUGCAUACUUAUUUAUAAACACCAAUACUUUUGUACAUUUUGUUUUUGUAUGUGUAUUUUAUUGAUAUGUAUUAUUAUAUGUAGAAAUUAGCAUUCAAUUAGGUUCGUGCGCAGACACAGCAGAAUUUAAGGCAAGCAAAUUGAUUUAAAGCAAGCCAUGGCCAGACUCUGGCAAUGGAAAAUUAGUUGUAUUGAGGUAAAAAACUUUAACUUUUGCGGUUUGAUGUUUAACAUUUGUUUGCUGGGUUGCAUUUUCCAACGCGACACUCUUCAACGCCCUCUCUUUUUCUCGGCCUUUACAAAUUUUUGACCCGACGAACAUUUUUUGUAAAAGUACUGAUGAAAGGCCACCGUAGCGCAGAGGUUAGCAUGUCCGCCUAUGACGCUCAACGCCUGGGUUCGAACCCUGCCGAGACCAUUAGAAAAAAGAAUUUUUUUCAACGGUGGUUUUUUCCCCUCCUGACGCUGGCAACAUUUGUGAGGUACUAUGCCAUGUAAAACUUUCUCCAAGGAGGUGUCGCACUGCGGCACCCCGUUCGGACUCGGCUAUAAAAAGGAGGUCCCUUAUCAUUGAGCUUAAACUUGAAUCGGACUGCACUCAUUGAUAUGUUAGAAGUUUGCCCCUGUUCCCUAGUGGGCAAAAUUUGCAUUUUUAUUGAUAAAAGACCACCCCGAAAAAACAUCUACCGUUCAUCCGAGGCAGCUUAAUUUCGAUCAGACUUUCUAUACAUUUCCUCAUACACCUCGAUCUCAC